Molecule: messenger RNA, 10657 nt
Organism: Rattus norvegicus (Norway rat)
Lineage: Eukaryota; Metazoa; Chordata; Mammalia; Rodentia; Muridae
Source: RefSeq, a predicted model, not a curated record
UGAUUGGAUAAGGUUGGUUGGUUGGUUGGAUGGUUGGUUGGGUGGUUGGUUGGUUGGUUGGAUGGUUGAUUGGUUGGUUGGUUGGUUGGAUAAGGUUAGUUGGUUGGUUGGUUGGAUAAGGUUGGUUGGUUGGUUGGUUGGAUAAGGUUGGUUGGUUGGUUGGUUGGUUGGAUGGUUGGAUGGUUGGUUGGAUGAUUGGUUGGUUGGUUGGAUGGUUGGUUGGUUGAUGAUUGAUUCUGGAUCUCCACUACAUAGGCCAGGAUUGGUAGGGGCCAACAAGACGGCUCAGCACUUUGCUGCCCAAGUCUGGCAACUGAGUUCAAGCUCCAGGGCCCACAGUAGUAGAAAACAGACUUCCAAAAAUUGUCCUCUGACCUCCACAUGAAGAUGUCCUCAUGCACAACACACACACACACACACACACACACACACACACACACACACACAAAUAAUAAUAUUAAUAAUAAUAAUAUAAUGAUAAUAAUAAUAAUAAUAAUAAUAAUAAAAAGUUUAAAGUUCUGGGCUCAAAACCAUAAAUCAGUUCAAAAGGACCCAGCAAAUAAUGGUAGAGAAGUGUCUCUCCAGGCUUCAUGCACGAGGAUCAAAGGGAAGAACGAAGCAAGCGUCAGCAACUCUUAGACAUUUUACAUUCAAACAAUUCUAGAUUCACGGGAAACUGCAAAGGUCCUGUGGAGAAAUAUUAUGUUCCUUCACUUAAUCAGCUAAGGAUUACUUCGAUGACACCUAACUGUCCUUCAGUGCCAAGCACAGAUUCUAACAGUGUCUAUGUCAGCUCAGCACGUGAAUCUACAGGUACAGCAGUUUAUGACUUAUGUAUAUCUGUAAGCCAUGUCUACACAGUUAGGAUUAAUAUAGUCGAUAACAGGUCUUGAAAUGAUUAAUGACCCUACUCUGCUAUUCCAAAUUUGGGCGUGGAAGCUCACACCUACAAUCCCUACACCCAGAUACUAAAGCAGGAAGUUUGCUGCAAGUUUGAGGAUAGCCUGACCUACAUAAUGUGUUACAGGGCAUCCUGGCCAUACAAUGUGAGAUGGUUCUGUCUUGGGCAGAAAGGGCCAUAAAACAAAAACAAACUAGGGAUGUACUCACUUAUAAUUCCACAAAAUGGGAGGUUGAGACCCAACGAUUACAAGUUCAAGGCUAGCCUGAGUGACAUUACUUCCAAAUUUAUGAACAUGGGAUGCCCCUUGGUUUAUUUAGGCCCCUUUCUUUGAUCAGUGUCUAUUCUACACAUCCAACACAGUACUCAAACUCUGCAUGUUUCUAAUCUAUUUUUUAACUUUAUUUUUUUUUUCGGAGCUGGGGACCAAACCCAGGGCCUUGUGCUUGCUAGACAAGCGCUCUACCGCUGAGCUAAAUCCCCAACCCCUUAACUUUAUUUUAAUUGUGUGUCUGUCUGUCUGUCUGUCUGACUUUGUGUUUAUGUCUGCCACAUGUGUUUGGGAGCCCACAAAUGCCAGAAUAGGGCACUAGAUCAGUCAGAGCUGGGACUGCAUGCAUGUGGUUGUAAUUACAGAGCUGCCCAAUGUGGAUGAGGGUGCUAGCAUCCAAGUCCAGGACCUCUGCAAGAGCAGUUCUCUAUCACUAACUCAGGCCCCAAAACUCUGGGGUUUUGGGGGGGUUUUUGGGUUUUUUUACAUCAGAUAGGGCACAGACCUUCUGUUGAACACUGGCCGGUGUUAUCUGUGACAGAGAAAGCCACUGUGGACUUAGUGGCCUACCCGGGGAAAGUUCUCUUUGAUGUAGUAAUCAGAAAUCAGGUUCAGAUGUGGUCCAAAGUCUAUUGUGCAAAAGUCAGUCACCCAGCCUGAUUAAACACUCCUUUCCAGGGGACAGUUAAAGUCCUGAUUGUCAAUCUCUAGGCUCCAAGGCUGUGUGCUUCCCUGCUGUGGCUCUUCAGAAGUCAGGGGUAGCCCUGCACUUGCCUGCAGCCCUAGAUGCUCCCUCACACUAGUGCUGGAAGGCAAUGACCCAGCAGCACUGCUCUCUCUGAAUCUCCCCUUGGCCUGCAUGUAUGUGUGCAUCCAUGUGUUUGUGCAGGUGAGCACGCAUGUAUGUGCAUGUGAUCAUGGGGGCCAAAGGUCAGCUCCCAGUGUUUUCCUCAGUCACUCUCCUUGGUUUUUCAGACAGGCUCUCCCACUGAAUGCAGAACUCACAGGUCCAAGUAUGGUGCCUGGCCUUCAAGCUGCAGGGCUCCAGGGAUCUGCCUGUCUCUGCCUCCUCCAUACAGGGAUCACAGGUGCAGUCUGCCAUCCCCAGCUUUCUUUUUUUAAAAAAAAAUCAUCUUUAUUUUAUGUAUGUGAGUGUUUUGCCUUCAUGUACGUUUAUGUACCACAUGUGUGCACUGUCCGUGGAAGCCCUGGAAAUGGAGUUACAGAUUGUUGUGAGCCACCAUGUUGGUGCUAGGAAGCAAACCCAGGUCCUUCAUAAGAGCAGCAAGUGUUCUUAACUGCUGACCCGUCUCUCUAGCCCACUCCCAGCUUGUAUGUUAGUUCUGGAGAUCCGAACUCAGGUCCUCGUGCUUGAGCAGCAAGCAUUUACUUCACUGUGCUGUCUCCCCAGUCAGCCCCAUACUCUUUUAUUUUUGUUUAAGCAUUUUUAUUACAUUUUAUUUGAGAGAGAUCAAGAGCAAGAGAGAGAGUAUGUAUGUAUGUAUGUAUGUAUGUAUGUAUGUAUGAGUAUGCAUACUGCCGCAGGCCACAUGUGGAGUUCAGAGAGCAACCCACAGGAGUUGGGUCUCUCCUAUCGUGUAGAUCUCAGGGAUUCCAUUCAUGUUAGCAGACUUGGCAGCAAGUACCUUUACCCACUGAACCACAACCACCCCUUCUUAACCUUUUUGUUGUUUUGAGACAGGGUUUUUCUGCGUGCCCCAGAAUGUCCUGGAACUAGUAGCUCUGUAGACCAGGCUGGCCUUGAACUCAGAGAUCUGUCUGCCUCUGCUUCCUGGGACUAAAGGUGUGCGAAAUGUAUGCCAAGGUUCGGGUAUUUCUCUGUGAUCUAGACUGCUUUUGAAGUCAAUAUGUAGACCAGGCUUGAAUUUAUCAUAAUCCACCUGCCCCCGCUUUCUGACUGCUGGAAUUGCAAGCGGUUCACCACAGUGAGCUCUACACAGGUUGUUUCUAACCUUAAUUCUCCUGUUUCAUCCUCCCAAGUGCUCGGGAGUGCAGGCAUGUGCCACUAUGUCAUACUUUGAUACUUUUAUAAAUGGUGGAGAAAAGUGGGAGGUACGGUGUGGUGUGUGUGGGUGUGUGUGUGUGUGUGUGAGUUUGAGAGAGAGAGAGAGAGAGAGAGAGAGAGAGAGAGAGAGAGAGAGAGAGAGAAUUGUGUGUGCGAAGACUACUUGCUGCCUGCUGGAGCAAACAUGAUGAGGAUUUAGAAUGUGCAGUGUCACAACUCAAAGACCCAUAAGAGAUGCAUGUCUAAGCCAGACCAAAGGGUACUUACUCCCUGCAGUCCAGGCUGAAGGAGAAGCUGAGACAGGAGGACAGCUUGAACCAUGGAGUUCAAGGCCAGCCUAGGCAAUGUAGUGAGACUCUAUCUCAAAAAAAUAAAUAAACAGGAAGCAAACAAACAACAAACAAACAAAAACCCAAAAAACAAAAACAAACCACCCAAAAAACAAAGCAAACAAAAAGAAUCUUUCAAGCCUACCUUUGUGUAGCUGACCUAAUGUUUGGUGUAGGCCUGGGGAUCCUCUAGUUGAGCGCUUGUCUAGUGUUCACAGACCCCUGGGUUCAGCAUCCAUAGGCCUCCAUAGAAACAGCCAGGGUGGUGACAAACACCUAUAAUACCAGAACUAGGGAGGGAGAGGCAGGAGACUCAGAAUCAAGGUAUCCUCAGCCUCGAGUUCAAGGUGAGCCUACUCUGCAUGAGAGUCUGUCCUAAAAGGAAAGGCAAGAUAGAUGUGGGAAGAGAGGCCUGGAAGGGGAAAUAGUUUAUCAUGGGUCUCAUAGCAGGAGGGACCUGGGCCAGAUGGGAAGAUAGAAACUUCUGGGGUUGUAGCUGGAGGGACAGAGCCUGGUUAGUGCAGGGAUGAGACGGAAGAGCCAGUCAGGGGUGCCUGCAGCCGGUAUCAACCGGGUCCAGGGCCCCCUGAGUGGACUCUAAAGCUAUAGCAGGUGGGUCUCCUGGGAGUCAGAAGGUGAGAGAAACUGGGGGAGCCACCUCUGGAACAUUGUCCCGCUGGGAGAAACACCCUGCAGCUCCCUUGCCCUCACCCUCUGCCUUCCCUCUAGUUUCUCCUCCUGGUGAAACCACAGAAGGGUAAGAGAGCUGGAAGAGCAGGAGGCACACUGUCUGAGGCUGGUGCCAGACCUGGUCCAGGGGCUGGAAUAACUCUGCUCACUCGGCUCCUGGCUCGAUCUAUGCCUUUGUGACCCCUGAAAGCUACAGUGAGAGAACCAGAACGUGGGUCCUCGAACACAUAAGGUGGUGUACCCAACCUCCACCGCUCCUCUGCCUCUGAUGCUGGGCAUGGCUGCUAUAACUAAAAUGGUCUGAAAGGGUUUGGCGGGUUUAUCUCAAACCCUAUCUGCACCACCCACAAGAGCCCCUCAGUGGAGUUAUCCAGUCAUGCCUAGUGUGCAGGAAACAGCUAUCUGCCUUCUCCUCGAAGGCGCAUCCUCCCCCCCACCCCCAAUAGAGGCCCAGAAGGUGGGGUCAAAAAGCAGGCAGCAUCUGGUGCACUAAAUCCCUCAUCCUCCCUUCACCCAGCUUACUGGCUGGUCCUUAGUCACUUCCCUGCUGGGCACCACAUGGGGCUACUCUACCACACAGCCCCACCCAACCCACGCAGCUCCAAACUCCAUGGGACCCAAACUGGCAGCCAGCUUCCUUAUUCAUUCUCUCUCUCUCUCUCUCUCUCUCUCUCUCUCUCUCUCUCUCUCUCUCUCGUCUUUGUGACAGAGUGGACCUUCAGGACUACUUUGGAACUCGGCUGGAAAGAACAAUGAAUCCUGUUGGUUUCUCUCUGGGAACUGGUUCACUCUGUUGCUCCUAACCCUCGUUCAUCACUCAAGGCUUUGGGGACCUGUUAUCUCCCAUCCGUGCACCAACCAGGCCCAAGCCGCCUUCACACGAGUCAGACCCAUUCUGUGUACUGUGGCUGUGGACAGGAACACACUUUCUUCCCUUCCUUUGAUCAUUUGAUAGAGAUACACCAGCAGCCAGGUACACUCUGAGUCAUGUUACAAAUAAGGCCACAGGUGCUUGAGCUGGUCCCAGAACCUAACCACUGCUUAAAGCCUUCCGUAGGACACACACAGAGAGACUCACCUCCCACCUCUUGCCAAAUGAAGGGUACAUCUCAGUAGCUAAAGGCUGGCUGGCCUUAGUCCUUAGCUAUUCACGACUCACUGUGCAGUGUGAUUCAGGAAGGAGCUUCUCUAGGUUUUAGACUCUAUUUUCUAGCUUCUUUCUCUUCUUUUUCAUUGUAUAAGUAAUCAUGAGUUGUUGUUUUUUUAAUUUUAUGCCUUAUUCAACACAACUGGGUGUUUUGUCUGCAUGUGUGGCUGUGCACCAUCUAUAUGCCUGGUGCCCAUGGAGGCCAGAAGGGAGUGACAGGUCCCCUGGAACAGGAGUUUUGUGAGGCAUCCUGAGGGUGAUGGGAGUUGAACUUGGGUCUUCUGCUCUCUCCAGCUCUGACACCCUUUUAUAGUGGCAAAUCUAGACACGCAAUGCUGACUCUUGAGGAGUCCUUUCUGGGGUAUGAACCACAUUCACAGUGUGUCCAAACAUAAUGGUCUCUACCAAUUUCCAGAACUUGUUUUGUGAUCUCAAAUAGAAAUUCUGCCUCGGUGUGGUGUGUCUGUAAUCUCAGCAUGUGGGAGGCGAAAGUGUUGUGGGGAAUCCACCAAAGACGACCGCUCGGACAUGGGUUUAAGCCAAUAGAAAUCUUUAUUGGCCAGCCAGCAACUACACUGGGUGUUUGAGAUCUCAGUGUAGCCUCCAGCCUUUCUUAGAGUGAUCUUUUAGGCACAAAAACCAUAUCCUGAGUUGAACUGUUCUUCAGUUAACAAGAACAGUUAAGGGGUUGGGGAUUUAGCUCAGUGGUAGAGUGCUUGCCUAGCAAGCGUGAGGUCCUAGGUUCGGUCCCCAGCUCCUAAAAAAAAAAGAAGAAGAACAGUUAAGCCAGAAGCAGAACUAGAGAAGACAAAAAACAAGGUCAGUCAUUUACAGACUUUCCCAGAAUUAUGGACUUUGAUGGAUUAGACCUUCAUUUUCAUCUUUGAUAGUUGGUACUGUCUAUAUACUGAGUUGUAUAGCCUAAAUGGUUUUUAUAUCAUGGAGUCAGCUGUGCUAAGGUCAGGAGACCUACUUAAGUCUGGAGCCCUGUUACAAUGGAAGGAUAGCUAUGAGUUCAAAGCCAACCUGGGAUAGAUAUCAGGCUCCAAGCUAGGCAACGGAAUAUAUCCUAUUGCAAACAAACAAAAAACCCAACCUAGCAACAACUCCCAAUCAAAAAAGAAAGAAAGAAAGGAACUGAAAACAGAGCGGGAGUGGCAGAGGACCUGAGAUCUGUCCUUGGCACCUGUGGUUUCAGCUCCAGAGCUGAUGAUGCCUUUUUAUCCUCACCUGUACUUGAAGAAAUAAGUUUCAUAGAUGCAAGAAACAAAGCUGUAAGAACGAAGUUCUGUGAAUACAGGAGCAAGGUCUUGGUGGUCAGAGUGACGAGGCUUAAUGAAAACUAGCCAAAACAAAAACAACUGUUCUCGGAAAGACCCCCAUCCCCACCCCUCCCUGUGGUGAAUCCCGAGACCCUGACCCUGCCCGACCACCCAGUUCACCCCCCCUCUAAGGGACAUGCCAACUUAGCCCCUUCCCAGUGAUUCUCCAAGGCCAGGUGUGGGGCUGGAUGAAGAAAGUGACUAAUUGAGCCAAGAACAGCCCCUUGAGCAGGCCAGCCAAUACCUGACCAGAUCCUUUGUCCUGUGUACCACCAAUGAGAAUGAGCUAGCUAACCCUGUUGCCGAAGUCUGCCCUCUGUAAGGAAUAAAAGUUAUGUGCUUUUUGGGUUCGGGGUUGCCUCUCCCUGCGUGGAUGAGCAACCCCACGUACGUGGAUUAAAAAACCUCAUGCUAUUGCAGCAGUCACUUUGUCAAUCUGCGCUCUGUGGGUUGCGCUCCUGAGGUGAGGCCACUAUGGGGUCUUACAACAUCCUCAAGGUUCAUCCAUGCUGUAACACGUAUCAAAAAAGGAACCCACUGCAUUCUUUAGUCACUGUGCAUUUUGUGGCGCAUACAAUCGUAUUACAACAGGACCUACAUUCUUAGCAAACCUGAGUGUGCUAUACUGAAGACGGAGCCCAACUACUGUACACGCAUGAAACGCUUGCUCAGAGGCUCAGCACAGAGGUCUUUUCAUGCGUUGUUUUCUGCAUAGUCCCCAGAAGAGGAAGCAAUAGUUGAGGUUCUUUGUGUCUCUCAGGGUAAUUUUAUACUCUACCUUAGAUGCUGGGGAGCAAACCCGGGGCCCUCCCGCAUACCUGGCAAGUUUUCCACCAUCGAGCUACACUCCGAGACCUUUUGCAACUUUGCAAUACUUAUUUUUAGACAUUUUCCUAUCCACUCCUCACUUUAAAGAAUUUUCAUUCCAUUUUUUAUUUUUAAUUUUUCAUACAAGUAUAUUUAGAUCAAAUUCUUUCCUCUCUCCAAGGGUGGGGUUUUUUGUUUGUUUGGUUGGUUUGGUUUGGUUUGGUUUUGGUUUUUUUGUGUUGUUUUAUUUUAUUUUGUUUUGUUUUUUGCUUUUUUUUUGACUUGUCUGCUUUUGUUUCUAGACAAGAGCUGGUGAGACCCAGGCGGACCUUGAACUUCCUGUGCAGUUAAUGACAGCUUUGACUUCCGAUCUUCUUGCCUCCACCUUCUUACGGUUUCUGCAGACUCAAGUAAAGCCUGGCUAACACAGAAAUUCACAGAACUCAGAUUACUCCUUGAUGAAGAGGAAGCACUGGCCAAAAGCUUCAUCGAUAAAAACACACAGCUCACCCUCCAGGUGUACCAGGAGCAAGCCGAGUCUUGCAGGAAGCAAAUUGAGGUCAUGAGUGACUUCUCUAUCAGGGUGUGGGACAUCAGCCAGGUGUCCAACCCUGUUCAGCUGCUGCAGGCAUAUAUAGCCACCAAGGCAGAGAUGGGACAGCAGAUGAGCCCCUCGGAGCUGAGCCACCCUGUGCCCCUGUCUUUCGAGCCUGUCAAGAACUUCUUUAAGGAGUUUGUGGAAGCCAUCAGGAACACGUUACAGACACCAAUGGACACUCGCCUGAAGGAAAACAUAAACUGCCAACUUUCAAGCUCCUCCAGCACCAAGCCAGGCGCCUUGUUGAAAACCAGCCCCUCGCCAGAGAGAGCCCUCUUCUUGAAAUACGCGCGCACGCCAACGCUGGACCCGGACACGAUGCACGCGCGCCUGCGCCUGUCGACCGACGGGCUGACUGUACGCUGCUCGCUGCUGGGCCGCCUGGGGCCGCGUCCCGCUCCGCGAUUCGACUCGCUGCGUCAGGUGCUGGGCCGCGACGGCUUCGCAGCGGGACGCCACUACUGGGAGGUGGACGUGCAGGAGGCAGGCGUGGGCUGGUGGGUGGGCGCGGCCUACCCGUCGCUGCGGCGCCGCGGAACCUCCACGGCUGCCCGCCUAGGCUGCAACCGCGAGUCGUGGUGCGUGAAGCGUUACGACAUGGAGUACUGGGCCUUCCACGACUGCCAGCGAAGCCGUCUGCGGCUCCGCCGCGACCCUCACCGGCUCGGCGUCUUCCUGGACUACGAGGCCGGCAUUCUGACCUUCUACGACGUGGCGGGUGGCAUGAGCCACUUGCAUACCUUCUAUGCUGUCUUCCAGGAGCCGCUCUACCCAGCCCUGCGCCUCUGGGAGGGGACUAUCAGCAUUCCCCGGUUACCCUAAGAGAGAAUGUGCUUCCUUUCCUAGGCUAGUCUCCUGCUGUCCCCUGUGCCCUCCCCCUCUUCCCCCACGAUGUUUUUAUAAUGCAAGUUCCUGAAAGGGACACCCUGCUGCCUGUAUCUAGGACACUAUCGUGCAGCGCCUAGAACCUCCUGACACACAGUAGGCACGCAGUAUCAGUGAAUACUUACAGUGCCUUGCAGGAGGCAAGUAGUUCCUGAACUGUUUCCAUUUGAGCCAGCUGCUCUCCAGCCACUUGAGCUUGUCCAGGUCACCUCCAUCCAGAGCACCUGACAGGGUUCUGGUCUGGGUCUGCAUCCUCACCCCUCUUCAUCUUCUACACUAAAGCAUCCUGAAACUUAGCCUGGCCUCUUGGGAACUAAAGGGAGGCUCUCAAAGAGCUACAAAAACAGCACUGGCAGCACUUUACCUUGGCCCUUUUAGUAGUCUUUCUGGCUUUUCUACCCUGCCUUUGCUCAUGUCAAUCUUUUCAGACAUGCUCCGGUCGGAAGCUAGUUUGCAGGUGCACCUUUGAACCAUUGUGCUUCCCACCAUAAAUAGGAAAACCGGCUCUCUGCCUGUCUCAGUCUUCAGGCUUAUCUGCCCCAAGAAGUUCCCUCCACACCCGAAAAAAAAAAAAACCAAUCAGGCCUACAAAUCCCUCCACCCCACCCCCUCAAAAACAAACAAACAAACAAACAGGACCUGUCAUUCCAGUUGCUUUCUAAGGACAUCUGUGUGCUUUCCUUCUAGACGCUGAGUGAUCAUUAGGGCAAUUUGACGGGACAUAGUAGGUCCUUCAUUCACAAGACCAGAGCUUUUCCCACACACCACUGCAGGAGGGGCCCAGCCAGGCACCUCUUACCAGGCAUUGGAGUCAUGCACUUCACACAGUUGAUCCCUCAAAGGUGGGAAGCGAUCCCAUUGUACACAUGGCAGACUUGGUACUCGUGAGUCAGAAGACUGCCCCAAGACAAUAGGAUCAGUGUUGCGGUCAGGAUCUACACUGCCUAGUAGGCUGUGUUGUAGAUGUGACAGCUCUCUCCCUCUCAGUGUUACUUGCCUCAGUUUUCCCCGGGUCAAACCUGCUUUUAGAUUUACCUUCACUGGUCCCUGAAAUGAGGUUGUAUAACCUUUAGGAUAGGGGAUGGAAUUGUUUGAGAGGAUCUGAUUUGGGUCUAAAACAGAAAGACUGAUUCUGAGCUGGGGUUUGUGCUGGCUAGAAGGCUUAGCUUCCGGUCAGCUGUAUGGCCUCAGACAACAUUCUUUCUACUUGUGGCCCCCAUCUGUAAAACAUGGGUCGGUGAUGCCAGGCUCAAACAAGCCAAAGCUAAUGAAAUUGCCUUAAAAACUAUAACGUAUCAGGCUAGGAUUUGUUAGCAUCUCCAAUAGACUCUUCCUACCUUGUCACAGUGCUGGACCGCAGAUACCCAGCAGCUGGGUGGCAACCAAGGGAGCUGCCUUAAUAUUCUCAGGGCAGUCUCCUUGUGAUCCAAAGCAUGUGUCUGAAUGCUCUUGGUUUUGUAGAAUUUACCUCAGAGGUACACGAAUUAUUUUCCCUGUGAUGCUUGUGGUGCGUGGUCUAGAACCAGUGAAGGGCUCCAUCCAGCUAUACAUACAGCCCCAGCAGGUGUUUGCAAGAAAAAGGCUUAGUCAAGGCCAGUGAAGCAGAAGACAUACAUCUCUGUGAUGACAGUUUUCUAAUACAUGCUUUGUUUAAAUAAAAUAUGAAUGCUGUCUCUUGUAA